This is a messenger RNA of Chara braunii, 1229 nucleotides long. Lineage: Eukaryota; Viridiplantae; Streptophyta; Charophyceae; Charales; Characeae. The record is from the annotation of a GenBank genome assembly.
GCAGGGGGCGAAGUAUUUCUCCAAGAUAGAUUUUGAAGUCCGGAUAUCAUCAGAUAGAAGUGCAUCCUGAUGAUCAGUAUAAGACAGCGUUCAUAGUGAUGCCCUUUGGACUAACCAAUGCGCCAGCUACGUUCCAGCGUUGUAUGAACGAUUUGUUUAGGCCAUGGUUAGAUAGAUUUGUUAUUGUCUACUUAGACGAUAUCUUAGUGUUUAGUAAGACCCUCCAAGAACACCAAGGUCAUCUCAGGCAGGUCUUGGAGAAGCUGAGGGAAGCUAACUUCAAGAUCAAUGCAAAGAAGUGCGAUUGGGCAAAGACCCAAGUUUUAUACCUAGGCCACGUCUUAGACGGAGACAGCGUUAAACCAGAGGAUUGUAAGAUCGCAACGAUUAGAGAUUGGCCCACGCCACGUACGCUGACAGAGUUGCGCUCGUUCCUGGGCUUAGCUAACUACUACAGGAACUUUGUGAGGAACUUCUCCACCAUCGAUGCACCCCUUCGCAGAUUGUUGAGGAAAGAAACCAUCUGGAAGUGGGACAAGGACUGCACGUCUGCCAUGAAGAAGUUAAAGCAGGCAGUGAUAGAGUACUCGGUCCUUAAGGUAGCCGAUCCGUCCUUGCCCUUUGUCGUCACUACGGACGCUAGUCAGUACGGCAUAGGUGUCGUGUUACAGCAAGACGAUGGCAAUGGUUAUAGACCCGUAGAGUUCAUGACCGCUAGGAUGCCUUCAGAGAAGGUCGCGACAACUACCUAUGAGAGGGAACUCUACGCUCUCAGGCAAGCCUUAGAACAUUGGAAGCACUACUUGCUUGGGAGGCACUUUAAAGUCUAUUCCAAUGAGACGUUAAGAUGGUUAAAGACGCAGGCCAAGAUGACACCUCAGCUUACUAGGUGGGCCGCAGAGAUAGAUCGGUACGACUUCGAGCUCAAGCCAGUCAAGGGAAAGUAUAACGUAGUUGCGGAUGCUCUGAGUAGGAGUGCUGAUUACUUUGGGGCAAUAGUGCAUUACCUAGACAUAGGGAAGGACCUGCAGCAGAAGAUUAGAGAAACCUAUGCACAGGACCCUAUCUAUAGUGACCUCCUCAAGAAGGUCAAGGAGGCCCCAGAGACAGAGCCAAACUACCGCACUACGGAAGGGUUGCUUUUUGAGAAACUAAUGUAUUUGACCGCCUGUGCAUUCCCAGUGGCGAAGAGGUCCGUAGUCUGAUUUUGGGAGAAUGCCACGAUACAG